This is a messenger RNA of Candida tropicalis MYA-3404, 2307 nucleotides long. RefSeq lists its product as uncharacterized. NCBI's taxonomy places the organism in Eukaryota, Fungi, Ascomycota, Pichiomycetes, Serinales, Debaryomycetaceae. The record is from RefSeq and is a predicted model, not a curated record. The transcript has a single exon. The coding region runs from base 1 to 2307 and encodes 768 amino acids.
AUGACAGAUCAAGACUUUAACUACGCAACUACAAUCUUAACGUCUAAGACGCCGGUCCAGGCUGCAGCUAUUAUCCCUAAUGUUCUUACUGGAUCUACAGGUGUGAAUAAAGAUUUGAUUGCUUGGUUCAGGCAGUAUAGUACCACGUUGGAGAAAUACAAUCACGGAUUGCAGGCAUUGAUUGAUGAUGCAAACAAGAUUUCUCAACGCAGUAGUAUUGGAUUCAACAAUUUUCCUCGUAAUUGGAAUUGUUUGCUCAAUGCUAUCAAGACUGAACAUGAAAAUAAUGAAAUUGCUAAUAAGAAUAUCAAAUUGGAAAUCAUUAAUCCAUUAAGACAAUUGAUUGAAAAAGACGUAAGAGUUUCGGAGUUGAUUGUCAAUGGUCAAGAACUUCAAGAGAUUAGUAGUAAUUUGGACCGUGAUGGAGAAAUGCAAUGGAAUUAUAAAGCGCCACAAACAUUCCAAAACUUGGAAGACUUUAAAAAAUUGGAAGUGCAAUUGAUGUUUGAUAUUAUUUUGAAUUUUUUCCAAAUUAAUAAUGGGAAGUUUUCUUCUGAUUUGAAGAACAAUGAAAAUUCAACCAAUUACUUGUUGGGUAGCUUCAAGUUUGAUACGGAGAUGAAGAGUCAAUUGGACUAUUUGGUCUCAACACAGUUUGCUUCUCCUCCAAGCCAUAAUGGUCACGGAGCCCCACCUCCACCACACCAUCAUCUUAAGAACAAGCGUUUAAGUUCAUUUGGUAGAUCAUCCACUGCACCUGUUCCUACAACUCCACUGGCAGAAUCUCCCAAGAAACCAUCCAAACUAAAAUCAAGAGUGGGAUCUAUUUUUGGUAGAAAGAAAAAGAAGGAAAGCAAAUUUACAGGUGGAGAAAUCAUCCCUGAAGAUGGAUCAGUUUCUGAAGUGUCUUUACCUCCAACAAGAACAAGAACAUCGUCAUUGUUGUCACGUAAUACAUCCACCAGAAGGUCAUUUGCUGCUGGUGCACACGGUACAGAAGAAAGAGACGCCCACCCAUACCAAAAACAAGUUGAAGAACCAGCAACUCCUUCUCCUCCUCCACCUCCACCACAACCUCCUGUUGAAUCAAAGAAAGAACAAUUGCCUUCUAAACCGUUACCAGAACCAGUUGAGUCUCCAAAUGUGGUAAAGUAUAAUGACACUGAUGAUUCAUCUACUGAAGAACGCCGAGGUUCAUUGCUUCAGAAGCAUGAUUUAGUAACGCCUCCUGUGACUUCGCCAUUCAAUUCACAAGCGCCUGCUCCAACGACAUUGAUUCCGGGUUCAAGACAUAGCAGUGAUGGCAUCUAUUCGUUUGAGGCAGGAGAUGAUGCUAAACCAAUUGUCACCACUCCAAGAACAGAACAAAAUGGGUUCAAUGUAGCUUUACCUGAUCCAAACUUGUCUCCUGAAAAAUCGCUUGCACCUCCACCACCACCAUCAAGAAAAGUGUUGCAUCAUGAAGAGCCUUCUGUUAGAGACUCAGCCGUGUUCCACAACUUGCCUGCUGCUGCUACUACUACUAGCAGUACUACUUCUGGUCGAGACUCGAUUAUUGCUCCGCUCGUUAGUCAAGAUACUGGUCAUACAUUAAUGAAGAAUGAUUUCAAGCACCAGAAUUUAGCUGCUACCUCUGGAUUGAGUUCAUCUAUUGCCGAAGUGAUCAAUGUGAGUUUCAAAGAUGGUCAAUUACAGAAAUCACAGGUUGUGGGAGAAAUUGCGUUUAAUUACAAUGGUAAUCCGUCUGAACCAAUCUUGGUGAAUAUUCCAAACAAGUUUGACAAAAUUCUUGUCAACAAGACGUUUAUGGAAGAUUUAGGUGAAGGUGAUUAUAGAAUCAAUCCUGGUGCCAUCACUGCAAAGACUCUUGGUGGGUUGAAGUAUCUUGUCAAGCCAACAGAAGUACCGAUUAUAAUCCAACAAAUUUGGAAGUUUGAGCCACAUCAAUCAAGUUUGAUGAUAAGUAUUCGUUCCACCACUCCUUUGACAUUGGAGAAUUUUGUUGUUUCUGUUGCGUUAAAUAGAGAUAUCCAGGCUACUUCGGCAUCUUCUAAGCCACAAGGUACAUUUAAUGAAGAAAAGAACAGAAUUACCUGGAGAUACACCGAACCACUCAAUUUGAAUGGAGAAGAACGACUCAUUGCUAGAUUUAUGACCAAUGGUCUUGGUUCUGAACAUGAGUCUGGUGUUCAAAUAAAAUUCCAAGUUAGGGACCCACCUUUUAAGUAUGCCAGUAUCUAUGCUGGUGAUCAAGAGAUUCCUACUUUUAGAAAUAUUGUUUCCGGAAGCUACAGUGGACAUUCCUAA